Molecule: messenger RNA, 3128 nt
Organism: Penaeus vannamei (Pacific white shrimp)
Lineage: Eukaryota; Metazoa; Arthropoda; Malacostraca; Decapoda; Penaeidae
Source: RefSeq, a predicted model, not a curated record
GACCAAGGUGCAUUCCUGAGUGAGUUUGAGACAAAGGCAUUACAAGUAAUUACUCAGUCAUCUCAGACACCACAGCCAGAGGUUGUGGAGAAAGUUGUUGAAAAGGUUGUUGAAGUUGAAAAGGUUGUAGAAAAGGUAGUUGAAGUAAAGGUUGAAGACCCCGAACUCAAGUCUCAGGUUGAGAAACUUGCCAAGGAAAAUGCUCAGCUUAAGUCUCAGGUUGAAGAUCUAAAGAGAUCGUCAUCUGCCAGUGACAGCAAGAGAGUUAGUGAGCUGGAACAAGAAGUCCAAGCAGUCAAUGAAAAAGUUGUCCAUUAUCAGACUGUUCUUGCAGAUACUGAGAAUUUACUCAAAUCAUUAGAGGCAUCUGUUGAGUCAGAGGAAGUGACCUGGAAUAAAAGGUUGUCAGAGAAGGAUCAAGACUUGCGUCAGCUAACGGCAGACAAGGCUAACCUCCAGCUGCAGGUGAAACAGCUAGAGGGCACCUUAGACAAGGUCAAGCAGGCAGAAGAGGCAGCAGCAGAGGUUUGUGGAGUGGAGUUUGCGUUAAAUUGCAUAGAGAAGUCUCUGCCCCUCGUAGUCACUCAGAUGCAGUCUCAACUGAAGGAACUGCAGGAGCAGCUACAGAAGGAAGAAAAGGAGAAGGCAGCUCUUCAGGAGGAUCUGCUGAAGGCCCAGGAGCAGCUCACACAGACCGCUACCAAGGGCAGCGGUGAUGUUGAUGUGGGCUUGCUGGAGCUGCGUGCAGACAACGACAAGCUUCGAACACUAGUCAGUGUUGGGCAGGAUGCCAGCCGGCAACAGGAACAGCUCAUCGAGGAGCUAAGGACGGAACUAGCCUCUGUCAAGAAUGCAAGUAUGAAUGGACCAGCCAGUGAGGAACAGUGUCAAGAGGACAACACCUCGCGUGCCGACACCGCCAGUCUGAUGUCCGCUUCCUCUGCCUCAGUCACAGACACUAACCUUUCUCAGGAUCAGUCAGGAGCAACAGCAAAAAAAGCUAAAAAGAAGCGAAAGUUUUCUCUGCGAGGUUCCCCUCGUAAAGCUAGUAAGUCUCCCAGCAGACGUACCAGUAGGGAAGGAACAAUUGUCAGAGCUGUUGAUAAAAAAGCAGGUACAAAAAGUGGGUGCUGGGGCUAAACAGUGAAAAAUAAUAGGAGGUACAAGAAGCAGCCACAACUUGCAAGAGUUUCACUGACAUUGUCUAUCGUCCAACCUUGGCCACAGUGUUGGAGGUCCACAGCCAGAGCAGCUGAAUGCCAUGAAGACUUUUGCUAUUAAGAUGUAUUUUAUACGAAUAUUCUUUUGUAGAAUGUCCUGGAAAUUGAAGCUUCAUGGGAGAUAGCUGUUACAAGUGAGGACCAUUUAUAAAGAAAUUACGUUUUCUGAACAAUUUUCUGUAUGAAUUUGAAUGACUUUUAUCAGCUGUAAGUGUUCAACUUGCAUGUAUGCUAUGGAAGAAAUUUUGAAAGAUUCGCUCAAAGAUUAUUAGCUACUUGUUUGAUAGGCUUUAUUUAUCGGAAUUGUAAAAAUUGCUUUAAUUAUUCUGAGUAACAAGACUGAUAAAUUGAAAUGAGUUGUGAAGCCAAAAGGUUUGCUCAGUUUUUGGUGGCAGUUAUAAAGUGCAAUGUUGUCAGUGACAGUGAAGUCUUGCAGGUCAUCCUCUUUGAACCAUUAGUGUGAUGCAGACGGUUGUUGAGACUUGCUCAUUUAGGAAAGUCUUUUUCUAUUCUUGCUUUUACAUUUAUAAUUGGUUCUUUGUUAUUGUCAGAAGUCGUCUUCUAUGAUGUAAAAGUGAAAACCAAGAGGCUUGACAGCAAGUUCUGAUCACCUGUGGUGUUGUGGGUGCACUUUUUUUUUUUUUUUUUUUUUUUUUAGUUUCCAUUGCUGCAAAGGGUUAGGGGCAUUGCCAAGCAUUGUAUUUUUUGUUUACUAUUGGAGAGAUUCACUCUUGUGUUUAUAAAUGUAUUUUACACUUGAUGCAGCAAGAGCAAUCUUAAGUUAAAAAUACAAAGUUCAUUCCAGUGAUGAUUAAUCCCCUCUUUUUGAAAGGGCUAUAUUUUUUCUCCACUUGGACAGUGAAGUAAUGUACCAUGCACAGGAAUAAUCGUAUAGUUUAAUAUGUAUUCAUAUGUUCAGACGAUCUUGAUAUUCUUCAGAGAAUUGAUAAUUUAAUAUGGAUGGGUUGCAGAUAAAAAUGGUAUCUGCACUUUUUUUUUUUUUUUUUUUUUUUAAAGUUUACACAGUAAUGGUACAUAUUUUACUGACCAGUUUUGUAUAACUAAAUGGAAAACUAUUCCAGUAGGCCAUUAGGACACUUCCCAAGUUUCCAGUCCAUUCUGGGUGGGCUUGCUUAUGUCUUCUGGCGCCUCACGUCGGCAUAUCCUUUACUGUGGUAAUAAUCCCCAUAGACCAAGAUUUACUAUUACUAUUGUUUUGUACGGUGCAAGGAGCCAAGAACACAAGUGUGGCAGUUAGUGUGGUUGUCCUUGGGGCGGGUAGCACGGGUUGGGACCAGGAAAAACAAAUAGCAGGUCGUAGGGGGAUCAAAGGGCAAUCUGGUGCUUAUUCUUUCCCAACAGGCAGAUGACCUGAGCCUGGAUGCUCUUGUGGGUUGGGGUUGUAAUGAUACGCCUUCGAGGAUGUAGGUCCUCCCUUCUUUUCUUUUUUUUUUUUUUUUUUUUCUUUUUUUUUUUAUCUGUUUUUGUGCUGAGGUGAAUCUAUUUGACACGGCAUUACAUCCUCCAACUCUGAAAGAUUGCAGUCUAGACUGAUAGGGGUUGCCUAUUCCACAUCCAAACACAUUCUAUUCCUUUUAUAAUUAUUUUUUGAAUUUGUAAUUCCAAGGGUAUACGGUGAUUUUAAGGUGUGGUUUGUCAAACUGCUUGUGAUGGGGCUAUUAUACAUAUGCUAAAUAGCCCCAGUUAUAUCUAUAGAAUAGUCACCCAAGAAUUAAAUCAUAGCCAGUAGGUAUAACUGAUUAGUAUAAAUGCUUUACAAGAUCAAAGUGGUGUUUAAAAUUGGUGCCCAUGUGCUGCCCAGCCUGGCGUGUGAGAUUGUUACCUGGUGCCCAAGAGGGGUAUUACUAGGGACCUGGUAUUCAAACACAAAUACAUGGUUUAUCAGUA